Amoebophrya sp. A120 is the source of this 1427-nucleotide messenger RNA. The record is from the annotation of a GenBank genome assembly. Lineage: Eukaryota; Dinophyceae; Syndiniales; Amoebophryaceae.
AUGGGGACGUUUUUACUCAGGAUAGACCAGAUGGAGGGGUUUUUAUCCUCCGAACAGGAGGAAAACCGGACCAGCAGCCGAAUUGAGGUUAGCCAAGGGACCUCCGCCCCACAAGAACUCGAGCCGCAGUCGCAGGGUACUACCGCGAGCUCCGUGGUCGACCCAAACACGCCGGUGGUGUCGUUUCUGGGGGAGCAGCAGCAGUAUCUGAUGUCUUCGCGACAGAAUUCCCCGCGAAACAGCGCGGCGACCGCCGUGGCUGGAGAAGGAGAUGCUGGAAGUGAAUCCGUUAGGGGACUACAGAAGAGCGGUGCGACUGAAAUAAAAUCCUCCGUCGCCACUGUUUUACCGGCAGGAAGAACGAACACGACUAUUGCAAGAACCAAGGUGAUUCCUAAUACUGUCAUCCUCCAAGAAGAUGACUACACUAACGGUCGCGUUUCAGCAGCAGCAGCAGGAACCUCAAAUGACCUCCGUCGUUUGACGCUGAUGAGCACGGAGACGCCUUUCCAAAGCAAGGCGGACGAGACCGCGGCAGCACAGGCGUCGGCCAACACUGUCGCGUUGGUGCAGGACAUCUGGACGCCGGCUGACGCAGUCAUCAACGGAGAACUAGAGGAGAAGAAGCUGGAACUGACGAGAAGCGCUGUUUUGCAGCAGUUGCGGGAUCUGCAACAGAAAAAGAUCGUAAACGACGAAAAAGUGAUUUCCGACGUGAAAGCGCGCAUCGCGAUCCCAUCUGAAGCUGUCGAGCCGCACAUGAUUUUUCAGGACGGGAUGCGGUUGACCUACAUUCACCCAGAAACGGGGGAGAAAUUGAGAAGGCCGGCGAGUCCCGAGCGGAAAAUCCGAGAUAGGGAUGGAGACAGGAAAUGGAUCAAAUUCGAAGAAGAUUACAGCAUCCAAAUCACCGCGAACUACAACAAUUGCAAUGAGGAGUUGUUUGUUGACGGGAAAAAACGGACGGUUUCCAUCCCGGGCGCCUGCUUCUUGCCGAAAAAGGCGCCGAGGAUCAAUUCCCGGCUGUUCACGUUCCGAAGGGAUAUGCUUUUGCCAACCUGGGUGAACCAAUUCUCGGUUUUGUGGGAAAAGCGGAGAAAAUCUUUGGCACACUUGGAGGAGAUGUUGGACGCGUUGGAACUGGCCCCGGAGGUGUUGCAGCGGGCGUCGAACUUCCACGCGAACACCAGCAAAGUGAAUUACACGGACCUAGAUUUCGCCAAAUUACCGCUGCAACACAGCAACCACAGAGAUGAAAAGGAGGGACGGUUGUUGGAUAGGAGAUGAAAAAAAGGAUGGCGACGCCGGCGGGGACGACGGUGGUGGCGAGUGAAGUCAAUGCGCCAAAGGACGAUAUUGGAAGAAUUUCGUCUUACAUUUGCCCGGGUUCCAGAGCUUGUGCCAGGGAGACAUAGUGGCGCAUGCAG